UCUCCCUUUCAGCUCCUGGUCUCCUUUGAGGAAGUGUAUUUCACCAAAGAGGAGGAGUGAAGUUCCCUGGAUCAGGGCCAAAGGACUCUCUAGAAUAAGUCAGGAUGGAGGAUGAUGGGAACGCGGCCUUUACGGCAGGGAAUGAUCAGGAGGAGGAGGAGGAAUUUGUGGAGCCCUUUGUUGUGUCAAGGAAAACAUCCAAGAUUGUUGUGGAGAAAGAGGAGUUUGGGAAUCAAAGGGGACUGAAAAGGCAAAAGGGAAACGAAUCAGAGAUUGAGAAGAAGAACUCUGCUUCCCAGGAGGAGGACAUUACUGAACUCCUGACUCCCCAAGAAAACUACAAAGGGAAAAGAACGGUCAGCUGUUCUGUUUGUGGAAUAUCAUUCCAAUCUAAAUUUCACUUAAACGUACAUUGCAGAAUCCACACAGACGCAAUACCAAACGAAUGUGGAAAAAGCUUUAGACAGAUUAGGCUACACCUACAUUCACAUCAAAAACCCCACACGGGGGAGAAGCCAUAUCAGUGUAUGGAAUGCGGAAAGAGAUUUGACCUCCGUGGAAAUCUGACUAAACACCAGAGGACCCACACAGGGGGGAAACCAUACAAAUGCAGGGAGUGUGGAAAGAGCUUCAGCCAGAAUGGACAUCUUUACACACAUCAAAGAAUCCACACAGGGGAGAAACCACAUGAAUGUAUGGAAUGUGGAAAGAGUUUCAGUCAGAGCGGACAUCUUUACAGACAUCAAAGAAUCCACACAGGGGAGAAACCACAUAAAUGUAUGGAAUGUGGAAAGUGUUUCAGUCAGAGCGGACAGCUACGUUCACAUCAGAUGAUCCACACAGGGGAGAAACCACAUAAAUGUAUGGAAUGUGGAAAGAGCUUCUGCCAUAGUUCUGGCCUUUUUUCACACCAAAAAACCCACAUAGGGGAGAAACCCUAUACGUGUAUGGAAUGUGGAAAGAGCUUCUCUCAUAUUAAAAACUUACGUUCACAUGAAAGAAUCCACACUGGAGAGAAACCACAUAAAUGCAUGGAAUGUGGAAAGAGCUUCUCUCACAGUCAAACUCUACAGUUACAUCACAGGAUCCACACAGGAGAGAAACCCUAUACGUGCAUGGAAUGUGGAAAGAGCUUCAGUCAGUCUGUACAACUGCAAUCACAUCAAAGAACCCACACAGGGGAGAAACCAUACAAAUGCAUGGAAUGUGGAAGGAGCUUCGCUAAGAGGGUAGCGCUAAACUCUCAUCAAAGAACCCACACAGGAGAGAAACCGUACAGAUGCGUAGAAUGUGGAAGGAGCUUCACUCAGAGUGGACACCUCAGUUCACAUCAAAGAACCCACACAGGGGAGAAAGCCUAUUCAUGCAUAGAAUGUGGUAAGAGCUUCUCGUCUAGUGCAAAUUUACAUUCACAUCAAAGAACCCACACAGGUGAGAAGCCGUAUCAGUGCAUGGAAUGUGGAAAGAGUUUUGGCCACAGUGGAAACCUGACUAACCACCAGAGAACCCACACAGGGGAGAAGCCGUAUCAGUGCAUGGAAUGUGGAAAGAGCUUCAGCCGGAACGGACUUCUUUACAGACAUCAAAGAAUCCACACAGGGGAGAAACCACAUAAAUGCAUGGAAUGUGGAAAGAGCUUCAGCUGUAGCGAUAGCCUUACUUCUCAUCUAAGAACCCACACCGGGGAGAAACCAUAUACAUGUACAGAAUGUGGUAAGAGCUAUUCUUGUAGACAAAGUUUACAUUCACAUCAAAGUAUCCACACAGGGAAGAAGCCAUAUCAGUGUGUGGAGUGUGGAAAGAGCUUCUCUCAUAGACAAAAUUUAUAUUCACAUCAGAGACUCCAUACAGGGGAGAAGCCAUAUUGGUGCAUGGAGUGUGGAAAGAGUUUUGGCCACAGUGGAAAUCUGACUAAACACCGGAGAACCCACACAGGGGAGAAGCCACACCAAAUGCAUGGAAUGUGGAAAGAGUUUCUCUUACCGAAAAAUUUAUUUUCAUAUGUAAGAACCCACACGGAGGAAAUCAUAUAAAUGUGUAGAAUGUGGAAACAUCAAAGAACCCACACAGGGGAGAAACCAGAUAAACGGAUAGAAUAUGGAAAGAUUCUAUCCAUAUUCAAAAGGCACAUGAAAAAACUAUGGGAAAGAAACCAUAACAAUUCAUCUGUCCCAAAUUAACUUUCUACCCCAAAUAGGACUCAUGGGGUCAGGGAGAGUCACUUUAUUUCAACUUAUUGCAUGUUCCUUUAGAAACAUGAUGCCAUUAUACCAAAUUAACAGAAGAGGUUGAAAAGAAGCUAACUUUUGUUAAACAGAAACACUUUGAGUCUACUAACAAGACAGGAAGGUGGCUUGCAAAUAGGCUGGAAAAAGAAUAACUUAUCCAGGAAAUAGUAAAGAAGAAAUUGAAACAAAUCAUGAGGGAUUUAUAAUCAUAGAGUUGGAAGAGACCACAAGGGCCAUCCAGUCCAACCUCCUGCCAUGCAGGAACUCCCAAUCAAAGCAUCCCUGACA
Sceloporus undulatus (fence lizard) is the source of this 2516-nucleotide messenger RNA. Its product is annotated as zinc finger protein 883-like. The record is from RefSeq and is a predicted model, not a curated record. Lineage: Eukaryota; Metazoa; Chordata; Lepidosauria; Squamata; Phrynosomatidae. The coding region runs from base 105 to 2033 and encodes 642 amino acids. Gene Ontology annotation, biological process: regulation of transcription by RNA polymerase II. Gene Ontology annotation, cellular component: nucleus. The transcript is spliced from 2 exons. Gene Ontology annotation, molecular function: DNA-binding transcription factor activity; RNA polymerase II cis-regulatory region sequence-specific DNA binding.